This is a messenger RNA of Drosophila yakuba, 2056 nucleotides long. Its product is annotated as E3 SUMO-protein ligase ZBED1-like. The transcript is spliced from 3 exons. The coding region runs from base 187 to 1548 and encodes 453 amino acids. Gene Ontology annotation, molecular function: DNA binding. The record is from RefSeq and is a predicted model, not a curated record. NCBI's taxonomy places the organism in Eukaryota, Metazoa, Arthropoda, Insecta, Diptera, Drosophilidae.
UUUUAAAACAUCGAUGUUCGAUGUUUCCGCUUAACCCAUCACUACUUUGCAUGGAAAGAUCUUGGUAAGCUGGUAAGAUAUCGAAAGAGCAGAACAGCAAUGCUGCCGGGAAAGACGAACAAAACGACGCCGCCGAGGGUAUGCUCCCAAAUAAGAGGAAAAAAUUUAGGACAUCUUCUGUUUUAAAUGUGUAUUAAAUGUGGCAAAACAUAUCAAACAAGUGGGAAUACGACCAACUUGUCUUGCCACAUAAAGAGGAUACAUCCUAAUUUAACAGUAAGUGAUUUGCCACAAAGGCAACAGCUGUCAAUUCUGUCAUUUAUUGAAAAAAAAUAUGAAACAUCGUCGAACCGAAAACAAACACUGGACAGUGCCUUAUGCUCCUACAUUACCUCAGACUUGCGCCCUUUUUCAGUGCUGGAAAAUAAAGGCUUUAGAAAUUUCGUAAGCCACCUUGAUCCACGGUAUGAAUUGCCUUCACGAACCACAUUGAGAAACGUUUCGAUGGCAAAUGCAUACGCAGAAAAGAAGGCCAAGUUGUUCGAACUUUUAAAAAACGUAAAGCACUGUGCAAUUACCUCCGAAUGCUGGACGUCAAGAGCAAACGAGUGCCACUUCGUGACAGCGGACUUCGAAUUGCGCAACGCUGUUUUGGUCACUGAGAAGCUCAUCGACGAAACGACCCACUCUUCGGAAAACAUAGCAAACUCCAUACGCGCAGUGCUCGAGGAAUGGAGUGUGUUAGGAAAGGUCACUGCUAUGGUCACAGACAACGCCAAAAAUAUGAUAAAGGCAUGUGAGAUCCUGCAAAUUAGACAUGUUCCAUGCUUUGCGCACUCAAUAAAUUUAACAGUGCAGGACUGUUUGGCAUCUGAAAACGUCAAACCCAUUUUAGAAAAGUGUAAGCGCAUUGUUGCCUUUUUUAAAAGUAGCACAAUUGCCUUUGCCAAAUUUAGAGAGGCGCAGGAUUGCGAACGCCCAUAUAGUUUGAAGCAAGAGUGUCCAACCAGGUGGAACAGCGCCUUUUACAUGGUGGAACGAAUCUUGAUUACGAAGGUUGCUAUCGCAAGCGUUUUACUAAACACGUCCAAGGGGUUAUUGCCGAUAACCUCGGAUGAAAUAUCCAUUCUGGAGGACUUGAAGGCAUUACUUUCACCGUUUGAGAAUGCAACGGUGCACACAUCCUCAAGUACGUCUGUGACAGGGUCAUCAGUGAUUCCUGUUGCUUGCGGUAUAUUACACAACCUGUCAGCCCUGAAAUCGAAACUCCAGACAAAGGUGGUAUGCGAUGACUUGCUUCAAGGGGUCAAUAAAAGAUUGGUCCCCUAUGAAUCUCAUACUGUGACACGAAUGACCACAAUAUUAGACCCUCGCUUUAAAAAGGAGGGGUUUUGGAACCCAUUUAAUUCCUCUCAAGCAGUUAAAUCUUUAGAGGAGGAGCUGUCGCACAUCUAUGCUCAAACAAAAUCAUCUACAUCUUUAAACCCGCCAACACCAGAACCCACAGCAGAGUCCAACCUGUUAUUCAGUUUCUUACAGGCCAACUAAAAUAAAAAAAUUCAAAGCGAUCGCGUGGAUUCUAUACUAGCUCUACGCCAUUAUUUGAAUGGUACUAAUUUGGAGCCUGCACAAAACCCAUUAGAUUAUUGGAAGAUAUCAAAUAACACCGCAUUCAAAACAUGCGAUUUUAAAGUACUUCUGCGUUCCGGCCACUUCCACUGAAAGUGAACGAAUGUUUAGCAAGGAAGGACUGGUUGUGAGCGAAAAGCGGAGCUCGCUAAAAGCCAAAAAUAUUAAUGUUAUUUUAUUUUUAAACAAAAAUGACUGUAUAAAUUAAUUUAAGUUAUGUAUCUUUUUUUUUUGAGUAGAACUCAAUGUUAUUUUUUAUUUUAUCAAUUGAAUUGUUAUUUUAUUUUAAUUUUUUUUUUUCCUUUUUAUGUUUAAGAAGUAAAAACUAUAAGGAAACUAUGGACCUCUAAUAAAGCUUUUUUUUAUAAACAACUUGUAUCCAUUUGAUGAAUUUAUGCGGAAUAAAAUACACUUUACAAAAAAAAAA